Molecule: messenger RNA, 1149 nt
Organism: Apus apus (common swift)
Lineage: Eukaryota; Metazoa; Chordata; Aves; Apodiformes; Apodidae
Gene: NPHS2
Product: NPHS2 stomatin family member, podocin
Exons: 8
Coding region: 1-1149 (382 amino acids)
Cellular component (GO): plasma membrane
Source: RefSeq, a predicted model, not a curated record
AUGAGGAUGGAUAAGAGGUCUCAGAGCUCUUCCAGGGAGUCUCAUAAGAGACGCAGGGAAUCCCCAGCUACACAGAGGAAAGGAGAGAAGGAGAGCAGCAGAGAAGCCAGCAAAGGAAGGGAAGACAUAAAGCAGGAGAAAGCAAAGGAGCUCAAGAGCACUGCAGGGACUGAUGGAAGGGUGCACACAUCCACAGUGGUGGACGUGGAUGAUGUGGUGUCUGAUGAAGAAAUGGAGGCGAUGGCGUUGCUGGACAGCGAGCUGCAAGAGGAAGGUGUAAAGUCUCCAGGUCUGGGCAUCUGUGAGUGGCUUCUGACCAUCUUGUCUUUCCUGUUCAUCCUAAUGACCUUCCCCAUUUCUGUCUGGUUCUGCAUGAAGGUGGUGCGGGAGUAUGAGAGAGCCAUUGUGUUCCGACUUGGGCGUCUCCUUCCUGGCAGAGCCAGAGGGCCUGGCCUUUUCUUUUUCCUUCCCUGUCUGGACACAUGUCACAAGAUAGACCUGCGCCUCAAGACCCUAGAGAUCCCCUUCCAUCAGGUGGUGACUAAAGACAUGGUUACCUUGGAGAUAGAUGCCGUCUGCUACUACCGGUUGGAGAAUGCCUCUCUUCUCCUCACCACCCUGACCAGCAUCUCCAGUGCCAUCCAGCUGCUGGUGCAGACCACCACAAAGCGCCUCCUGGCACAUCGAGCCUUCUCUGAGCUUCUCUUGGAGAGGAAGAGCAUCAGCCAGGAGAUAAAGGUGGCUUUGGAUGCGGUCACAGGCUGCUGGGGGAUCAAAGUGGAGAGAACAGAAAUCAACAACGUGCAGCUGCCAGCUGAAGUCCAGCAGUCCCUGGCUGUGGAAGCAGAGGCCCAGAGACAGGCCAAAGUGCGGGUGAUUGCUGCUGAGGGGGAAAAGGCUGCUUCCGAGGCCCUGCGGGUGGCAGCCGAGAUCCUGUCCAGCGCCCCUGCUGCUGCUCAGCUCCGUUACCUCCACGCAGUGCACUCCCUUGCUGCAGAGAAACCUGCUGCUUUCAUCCUGCCCUUGCCUUUGGAUGCCCUGAACCUGGUCUCACCGGCUACUCGCAGCCCUCCAGCAGCGAGCAGCCUCCUCACAGACACCACAAAGCUCCCAGAAAGCCCAAAAGACAAGGACUCACCCAUGCUCUGA